Molecule: messenger RNA, 849 nt
Organism: Bolinopsis microptera
Lineage: Eukaryota; Metazoa; Ctenophora; Tentaculata; Lobata; Bolinopsidae
Product: protein Hikeshi-like
Exons: 5
Coding region: 16-597 (193 amino acids)
Biological process (GO): protein import into nucleus
Cellular component (GO): cytosol; nucleus
Molecular function (GO): nuclear import signal receptor activity; Hsp70 protein binding
Source: RefSeq, a predicted model, not a curated record
UAGCAGGUAUGCGAAAUGUUUGGCUACAUCAUUGCUGGACAGUUGCCAAACACGAACUUUGAACGAGUCUCGGAGACUGAAUUCCUCUCCAAUCUAACGGUAACAAGCAGUGCACUUCACAUUGUUGUUUUCGUGUCGGAACCAUUUCCCGAGGGUUACGGAGGAGCUAUCUACUUUAACUGGCCCAACCCCGAGCCCACAUGGCAAUACCUGGGUUACAUAUCUAACUCCAAACCCUCAGCCAUAUUCAAGGCUUCUCAACUGAAAUCUGGGGCUAAUGGCCCGGGAGGUUCACGUCAGAUGUUUGGGGUGAGCGCUGGUGGGAAUCAACCUCAACUAGGUAUAUCAGCACUGCAGCUGAGCGAGAUAGAGCAGCUUACCGCAGCAAAUGACAGCUCCGCCCUUACUGUGUCUUCUAACGUGCUGUUCGUUCAGACAAUGUUAGAGAACCUAUACAACUAUUUAUCGAGUUUUGCUGUAACUCAACAGCAGAUGACAGCUUCUUCGGAGCAUUGGGUUAAAGUCAGUGCGGUCAACCAGUGGUAUGAAAGAUUUAAAACUAGGAUGACAAAUAAUCCUAACUUUUGGAAGAAGUAAUUUGUGAUUUGUUAUUUUGGGGUAUUAUUUAACACAAAUGUAUUAACCAUAUUUUGAAGGUAAAUUCCGGGUCUCUAAAUUAUUGCGAUGGUUAAUUAUUUUUAGCUGUUGAAUUCUCUUUCUGAAUCUAUUGAAAGAGUAUUUUUUAUAAAAAUUGGUACAUAACUCAUAAGGCCAUUGGGAAUUAUUAUAUAUUUCUAUUUUAUUUGUAUAACUAAAUUAUUGUCUUCGUUUUUCAAUAUUUUUUCUCAC